Prorocentrum cordatum is the source of this 915-nucleotide messenger RNA. The record is from the annotation of a GenBank genome assembly. Lineage: Eukaryota; Dinophyceae; Prorocentrales; Prorocentraceae.
AUGGCGCAGCGCAAUGGUGGUGGCAGCAGCCGUGAGCAGUCUACCUGGCGUUGCUCGGCGUGCGGGUGCAACAGGAACAAACUCUCGAGGUUCUGGUGCAAGCACUGCGGGACGAAGUGGCAGAAGCAGGGUGCCUGGCAGAAUGAGGAUGAUGGUCUUCGUCUUCGUGGCAUUGACCGCCAUCAGCAGCCUCUGCGCCCUGGCCUGCUCGCCGCUGGAGCUCCGCCACAGACGGGCGCGGCGGCCAUCGGCGGGGCUCGCGACGGGGCGGUGCAGCCUGGCCUAUCCGCCAAGGACCUGACCCUCCUUAUCAACCUCACUGGCCGUGCUGGAGACAAGGAGUCUGUCAACAAGUACCAGGAGCAGCUGUCAAAGCUCACCGCUCGUCCUGUGGCUCCAAUUCCCUUGGAACAGCGAGUUGCGCAGUGUCAGAGAGAGCGUCUCUGUCUGGCCAAGAAGUUGCAGUACGAGCUCGACAAGCUGGACAAUUUGGAAUCGGAGAUGGAGAAGCAGCGCCUGCACAUCGCUUCAAUCUCUGACCAGCUCACUCGCCAGGAGGAGUCCUACGCGGAACUCGUGGACAAGCUGGCAUCGGUGGCGCGCUCGGACACUCCCGCUCCCGAGGCGCCCAGGAUCAACAUCGAGGACCUGGUCGCUGGCAAAUUCGACGCCUCCCAGAUCGACCUGGGCAAGAUCCUCACUUCCGACGGGGGGGAGAACGAGUAUGAACUUCCCAAGGAGUAUGUCGAGGAGCUCGACCGCCGCCAGAAGCAGCUGGCUGAAGGCCUCUCUGAGCUCUCCAAGCGGCUCUUCGCAGAGGCCCUGGACCACGCCAAGGCCCUGGUGCUGAAGGCGCCAUCCGAGCUCUGGGGCUUCCGCUCCGACUGGCCCCGCAUCGACUGGGUCGGCUUCUGA